AUGACCAGUUCUAGAAAAUCAAGUUACUUAACUGAUCUUGACGUCGGGAAUGUCGUUGCGAUUCGGACGCCAUACAAAGAGGGGGAUGUCCUUCAUUGGACUCUCGGCAGCGUCGAAUCGUUCUUGCUGAAUACCGACGUUGAGGUACGCUUAUGGAGAAAGCAAAGGGAGGUUUUGGAUGAGAACGACAUUCCCAAUACUGCUGAGGCUCAGGAGCUCAUGGAGCGUCUCAAAGACGCGAGACGCGAGACUCAAAAGCACAUCAAGACGACGGAUACUCUUAUAAAACAACUGCGCGGGUGCCGUACGGAGCUGAUGAGCCGAUUUGAGGUGGUGGAUAAGCUUGUGUUGAAGUCUAAGGUCGCGGUGCGUGCCACUCGCAAAGACGUUGAAAAAAUUCGGGAUUUCAGCUGGAACGAGUUGAAAUCAUACAGGAAUCCUCCCAAGGCGGUGCUUCUGGUAGUUCGUGCUGUGAUGCUCCUACUGUCAGAGGAUGAGGCCCAAACAUGGCCCCAGAUGAGGCGUGUUCUACAGGACUCUAGUUUCAGGCACCGCAUUCUUAACUACGAUCCUGAGCGGCAGCUCUCGCCGAAUCGCUCCAAUUAUAUUCUGCAGGAGUGCAUAGGCAGAAAGGAUUUCAGUUACGAGGGUGUCUUGCAAGGCAGCGUUGCGCUGAGCCCCAUCUACUACUGGAUAUUGGCGCAGUUGGAUUUCCGAGAGGCAAUAUCUCAAAAGAUCAGCAUCGAGAAGGCCAAUCAGGACCGACAGGAGGAAUAUCUGGCCCUGCUGAAUGAGCUCAGCCAGGAGGAGGCUCGCAUUGCUGAGUUCCAGGCGAUCGAGGAGGAACUAGAUCGCCAGCUGCGGUUUUGUUGCGCGCAGGCCACAGCAUCCAACCCUGAUGACGCAAGCACCCGUCGCCACUCGAGCGAUGAAAUUGCCAACGACAGCUACGAAAACAGUUUUGCCGGGAGGGCGAGGCGCGCGUACCUGCGGCCUGCCUUCUAUCGGUGGGAGCCGACGGACCGUGUGACCUUUAUCAUGUGGGGGAAUCUCCUCAUCGAUUUUGGUACCACCCCCCUGAAUGGGGAGUCCGACAGGGGCUGCCUCCUUCAGGAAUCUCAGAUCCGCGCGCUGGAGAAUGCCCUCACGAAGGGCUUGCCCAGCUCCACAAUGCUGGACAACAACCCACUGCUCGAGCCGAAGCCGAAAUCGACCUUGCCCCCACCCUCCCGCUCGGAUGUCACGGAUCGCUUUAACUGCCGGGUUAAGGGCAACCGAUGGAAGAAUGUGCUCGCCCGUCGGCGUAGCGAGAUUGAGCAGGCCUUCCGCGAGGACACCGCGAGCUGUCUGGGGAUCCCGGCUGAGUGUAUCACUGUCGUUGACCUCCGGCUUGGGAGCCUUGUCGCGGACCUUGACAUCACGCACGACGAAUCCCGCAAGCGUAGUGAGAUCCAACAGCGCUUGAGCGCCUUUAACUUCCCGACGGUGAUGAAGAUUUAUGAGGAUGAGGAUGAGACUACGAACGUCACUCCAGGGACAUCGAGCGCUGGUAGGACCGAGGACGACCUCCCGAGGCAUCAGGUGAAGUUAGCUGGUAAGCUCUGGGGCGAGUUGCUUCACAAGUAUCCCACUCCUCUCAUGAGCAGCCUCAUCAGGGAUAUCAGUGAGGCUGUUGCAGUCGAGCAAGUCAAAGUCAAAAUUGUUGACAUCCACGCCAAUGAGAAAGAGUUCCUCACAGUGCGUUACACCGUUUCAGAUCAUAUUAUCGACGUCGCGGAAGUGGAUCGUGUGUGCGAGGCGUAUGCAUUUCCCCACACCUGGGCACUAUACCGUCGACAUACAGGCCUAAGAGGAGGGGUGCCUGUUGUUUUGCCACCUCAUGAGACGCCCCUGAGAUUAAAUGAGAGCAAGCGCACCAACCCAACGCUUUAUUCACAGGAUGCUUCCAUUCAGAUGGAGAAACAAAGCAAGAAAGACCUGACCAAUUCUUUGGAAGAACCUGAGGAGUCUUUGACAUUAAAUAACGACAAGAUCAUUGCAGAGGAUGCCGUGCAUCGCCAGUUCUCAGACGAUAGACCACUUUACCCUCUCAUGUCUCACAAUGAUAGUGAAGUUAUAUAUAUGAAGACUUUUGAAGGCAAUUACUGGAGUGCUGCUUUGAACACUGCACGCCAGCCUCUUAUUGAGGCUUUCUGCACCGAUACUGCGGAGGCGCUUGGUAUACUUGCGCGAGAAAUUAAGAUCCAUGAAUUUACUCACACACCGGCUCGAUUAGAGACGCGGUUUAGCGUCCCUUCGAGCGUCACUUCUCCUAGGACUGUGUGGUCUAAGGUUGAUGCAUUUGAGUACCCGGAAGUGUGGUCGUUAUAUAACCAGAUCGUAUAUAAUCAGAAGACCCCUGUUGGUCACUUUAAGCAAGUUUUCAACGGCGAAGAUUGGACUUUCAUGCUCUUGAAUAAGAAAAAAGAGCUUCAGGAGGCCUUUGUCCGAGACAUUUGCGUAGCCAUGGGAUCUUCACCUGAGGAUGUAUCUGUUAAGAAUAUCACGACUGACAGGUAUUGCGCAGUGAUUCACUACAAAGUAAGAUCGGAAGGCGAUUUCGCCCAUGAUGUCGACUACGUACUCCACGAUUAUCCCUUUCCCAAUGUCUGGACAUUGUACAACAACCGAAAGAAGAGUAUUUCGCAAGUGGCCGACGUGCACAAGAUCACUGCCGCACCGAAGGAGUACGGUAACCUUACUCAAUUAUUCGAGGGGUACGCGUGGGGAGAGAUCUUGAGGGACCAUCGGCCCAGUGUCGAGGCCGCGUUUAAGAUGGAUCAGGCUGAUUGCUUAAGUGCUCAACCGGAGAACAUUCUCAUUCGAUCCGUUGAGGUGACUCCCGAUGGUCUUACUAUAGUUUACGGCCUUCAAGGCGUGCCCCAUACACAGCUUGAGGUUGAGAAGAAGUCGGGGACCUAUCACUACCCCGAGAUAUGGGCUCUCUAUGAAGCUUCGUGGGGCGUAACACAUCACCGGGUGGUAUUUGAAGGCGAGCACUGGGGGAGUGCUCUGGAGGGUCGUGAACCGCAGUUCGAGGCAGUGUUUGCCGCCUGCACUGCUGAACUUUUCCACUUGAAGACACACUAUGUGCGGAAUGUAGAGUUUUCCAUUGGCAGCCUUAUUGUGGAGUUCGAUUUGAAUCACCUACGUUCGCUAACUCGAGAGGAGAUUGAUCGGAGGCUUAUGGAGUGCCGGUAUGAUCCGAUAUGGGAAAUGUACCGAGAGCGGGUAUCCGGAUUAAGAGAGCAACCAGUGGCCACCACCCAUACAUUGAGUUUCGAGGGUGAACAUUGGGGUGAAGUUUUAGAAGAUCAAGGUCUGAGGCUGCAUGAGGCAGUUCACCUAGACGCCUCGGAGGCCUUGGGUCUCCCCAUGGAGAACAUAAAAGAUGUGCAGAUGAACGCAACAAACUCCAUACUGAAUGCGCAGUUAACAGCACACCACACGUCAUCGCAAACAGAAGAUGACAUUAAGCAUGCACUUUCUUUGUGGGGAUAUGAGCGCGUCUGGAGGCUGUACAUGAUGGCCUUUCCAAAUCCCACGGAGCAGUUGCCUCCAGCACUACCCCCUGGCCCUUUCAGUACUGAGCACUUGCAAACAUUGUCAUCACCAAAACCACCGAUGGAUGAAUCCCAAAGUGCCGUUUUCCUCAACGGGAUGGGCGUUGGGCAAGCGGCUUACGUCAGAGGGGGGACACAAUAUGUGCGCUCUGCAAGCAAUUUGCAAGGAAAUGGCAUCCGGCGUGAUCUAGUGCGGGAUUCGUUAAUAGAAUCGGAGAAGCAAUACCGCAAUGGUCCCUCCGUUAAGCUUCAGCCGUAUCUUGAGGACAAUACGAAUAGGGAAGGCCUUGCAACGGCUAUAGAUAGAAGUUUUGGACCGAGAAAUGGCGUAGCCGUUGGCGUUACGCAGAAUGGCUUCAGCUCUGCCGUGUGCGAUGGGCACAAUCCUGACGGGCUAGUACGUUGCUUUGAGGGUGAAAAUUGGAAUAUCUGGCUGGACGAAUCACCGUCAAAUGGUCAAAAUACACUGUUCGUCGAUUUCACUGUUACUUUUCAAGGCAAGGGAUGGGACUACGUCAUCAGGAAUCGAUAUUCUCUUCUCAAGGGUGCCUUCUGCGAGGAGGUCUCCCGCGCUCUUGGUAGUGUCGCGAAGAAUGCCAUCUGCGAGACAGACUUUACCAUUGAUAAGGGCCAGCAGAUGAUCGCUCGGUUCCGACUCCCAAAGGCUGCUGUGGCUGGCAUUAGCGAACCGGAUGUUCGCAUCCGGUUGGAUACCUACCCCUACCGCAAGGUUUGGUCUCUGUAUGAUGAGCCCACUAUGACAGAGGCAUCAGUGAGCGAGGGCAAUGCUCUGAUGCCAACUUAUAUCGUGUCGCCGUACAGUGUCGGUUUUGAGGCUUCAAACUGGGAAUUAAUCGACUGGCUGAGACACGACGAGAUUGUGGAUGCAUUUAAACAGGAUACCGCCCGAGCCGUCUGUCUCCACGUGGCUGAUGUGGAUGUCGACGAGCUUAGCCUGCACCCCAAUCUGUUGCAUCUUCGGUUUCGAUUGCGGCAUAGUGCAGGGGUCAGCUCAGCCGAGCUGAAGGAGAGGAUGAUCCAACACGACUACGCGGGGGUCUGGAAGCUCUAUGAAGAGGUCCCUGAAGGAGGGGUGGAAUCCAGGGUGCUUGUGAAGGUCUUUGAGGGGGAUCAAUGGGGUCCGAUUGUAUCCUCCAGCAGGGUCUCAUUAGCAGGGGCUUUUUGCACGGGCAUCAGUCGCUGCCUGAAGAUACCACGCGCCUGUGUUACGGUGGUGAGUCUCACCGUGGGGAGCUUGGUGGUGGAAUACACGGUGCGCAGCACUUUAAGUGACGCCGUUAUACAGGAACGUACUGCGGCGUAUUCACAUCCGGAGGUGUGGUCUUUUUAUGAACAUUCACGCGUUGGGAAUCCAGUGAGUCUGGAUUUGGGUUUGACGGCCUCUCCAAAAGCUUUACAGCGAACAUUUAAAGGGAAUAACUGGGGCCUGUUACUGUGCCGGAGGUGUAAUACGCUGCAGGAUCUCUUUGUACAGCAAGCUUCCCACAUUCUUGAGGUCCCUAGCAGUCAAAUCCAUGUCACCUCACUCCACUUUGCUGCCGGUAAUCUGGUGGUGAGCUAUUGUGCGAGUCUAACCAACACUUCCCAAAGUGCCGCUGAAAAGCUCGUAGGACGGGCAGAAUUCUCCGAGUUAUGGCGGUUGUAUAACCUUCAUGACUACGAGAAAUUUGAAAAGACUCGGCAUGAAGUCCAAUUAAAGGGCAAAAAUUGGAUUGUUCUGUUAGAGUCUAAUUUUCAACUCCUUAUGAACAUCUUCGCUUUAUGCACGAUCAGGAGGUUAGAUCUCGAGAGGCAGAGUAUUUACAACCUCGGAGUGGAGCUGAAAUGCCGGAACAACAGCCUGGCAUUCUCCUUUACACUAUGGCACCCAGCGACGUUGACGGCGUGGAGGAUCAAUCGCACACUGAAGAGUUCCAUCUACAAUGAGGCCCAGGAGUUGCAGCAAUGCAACCUUGACGAUCGUGUUAAGUCAGCUCUUUCGGUUCUUUUUACUGGGCCCUUCUGGCGGAAUACCCCUGGCGCAAAGUGGCCCGUGUUGCGCCAAGCCUUCGCACAGGACGUGGCUAAUGCUUUGGGGAUGCCACGUACAGACGUGACGGAGACGCAUAUGGUAAGAGAGCAGGGUGGGAUUCAUUUUUCCGUACACGUGGUGCACUCCCCAGUGUUAAGCGAGAAGUUCCUACAGGACGUGCUCGACCGCAAUGACUUUCCUAACGUGUACUCUAUCCAAGCCAUGUGUCCUCCCUCCAGCCAUACGAACUACACCGCUUCAAUACAUCGGGUCGAUUUUGAGGCUGAUCAAUGGCCAGAGGUGAUGAAAUGCCGUCGUGAGCAGAUCUCUAACGCCCUUCGCAUUGAUGUCGCAGCAGCGCUAAGUGUCACACUGAACGACGUCGAUAUCUUGUCCAUGGACACAAUCGAAAGCAGAUUGAAUUGUGCUGCUAGUGUUAUCCAUCCCGAGACACAGACAGCGGACGAAAUUCAGGGCAGGAUGAACGAGUAUUCUUACAACCACGUUUGGGCGCUAUACGAAGAUGCGGUGCAGCCAUACGUGGAUGUCCUCAAGACUCGUUAUGUGAAUUCAACCCCAGUGCCACAGGUGAGGUAUAUGGGGGAUGAAAUGCCCUCGCAGGAUUUUGUCCAUCGCGUUCACAAUGCCUUCAUCGAGGACACUGCUUGCGCGUUGAAGUGCAACCCAAGCGAAAUUGUCGUAGAUGGUAUUCAGCUUGGAAAACUAAUAGUCCAUUACCACGUCGCCGGGUGUGAGAAGCCUAGGGAGGCUGCUGUUCUUGCGGCAAAUUGCCAGUAUCCUAAUUUAGGUGCCUUGCUAAGAUCCAGUGGGACCCCAGUUCUCAACGCCCCACAAAUAGAUACGUCCAAUUAG
This is a messenger RNA of Phytomonas sp. EM1, 6507 nucleotides long. NCBI's taxonomy places the organism in Eukaryota, Euglenozoa, Kinetoplastea, Trypanosomatida, Trypanosomatidae. The record is from the annotation of a GenBank genome assembly.